Limanda limanda (common dab) is the source of this 2242-nucleotide messenger RNA. RefSeq names its product Bardet-Biedl syndrome 10 (gene bbs10). Bases 1 to 2094 code for a protein of 697 amino acids. Gene Ontology annotation, biological process: chaperone-mediated protein complex assembly. NCBI's taxonomy places the organism in Eukaryota, Metazoa, Chordata, Actinopteri, Pleuronectiformes, Pleuronectidae. Gene Ontology annotation, molecular function: ATP-dependent protein folding chaperone; ATP binding. The transcript is spliced from 5 exons. The record is from RefSeq and is a predicted model, not a curated record.
AUGCCCUAUAUCUUCGUGAAAGAAAGUGAAGAAGACUGGUCUCCAGGAUACAGAGGUAGAAAGCGUCCUUCUGUUGGACUAACGGUUGUGGAGAUGCUACCAGUGGAUCGUCUUCACCUCAAACAUGUCCUGCAGACAGUUGGUGCCCUGGAGGCAACUGUCCUCCGCAGCUUCGGUCCAGAGGGAGGACAGGUGCUGUUCACCCGGGACACAGGACACGCCAUGCUGAGCCGCAGUGGGACACGCAUCCUCAAAGCACUGCGGCUUGAAUCUCCACUCGCUAGGAUGGUGGUGGAGUGUGUCUGGAAGCAUAGCAGCUCAACAGGAGAUGGAUCCAAGACCUUUAUAUUGCUGCUGGCAUCAUUACUGCGAAUGAUUCAUACGAAAGCUUGCAAGGAGCCUAACGUGUCUCACACUUAUAACUCUCGGGAGGCAGCAGAAGCUGCCACUGCCAGGCGCUUUGCUGAUGAACUGCUCGCAUUUGCAUUGGCGGAAUUGGAGGAUCUCAUCGCUGUAGGAGUGGCCUCGUAUGGAUUCUGUGUUUCCUGGGAGGAUUUCACUGCAAAAUCACAUCAACCAGCUGCUCACUCAGACCCUCACUGCGUUCAAAAGCUGCUGACAUCAUUCUUCCACACUCGUCUCGGCCACACCCACUGUGACUUCAUAAGCAACCUCACCUGUGAAGUUCUCAGGCACUGGACGUUUGUAAAUGACCAACCUUCCUCAGCACUUCACUUUGUAAAUGACAACUUCCCUGCCCUGCAUACGGCGGUGUCAGGCUUCCCUAUGAGCUGCUCACGUUUGAUUGAUGGGCAGGUCAUUCACAGGGACUUUGCUGUGCCCUGCCCUCGGACUGAAGACCAGCCAGUUAAAGCUGUAGUAUUCAGCGGGUACCUGCAGCCGAAAAUACUUGGCGCUGUAGAUGUGCUUAAGGUGGGAUGUGGAGGCCUAGUGACUGAGGAGAAAAGUUUUGUGGAGUUCAGUGCCUGGUCAGAAAGGUCACUACAGUGCGUCAUUGCAAACCUGCAGCGUUUGGGUGUCUCUGUGCUUCUCUCUGCAGUGAAACAGUCUGCGGCUGUUCUGGCUUCAGCUGCCCAGGCACAAAUGUGUGUUGUGGAGUGCAUCGGCAAAGAUGAGCUGGCCCUCUUUGCCAAACUAAGUGGAACAACACCAGUGUCAGACUGCUGGACGAUUGAAUCACAGGAUGUUUCUACUCUGACCUUUUGCCGGCCAAUACUACUUGGAGCACAUAGAUACGUUCAUGUGGCUUUCCAGGAUUUAGAGAAGAGGGUCACAGGCGAACCCUGUAGUCUGGUCAUUUGUGGCGCAGGGGAAGGCCAGACAGACCAGGUUGCAUGUGCGUUUCAAGAUGCCAUCCGCAUGCUACUUGUAACUUUCCAGCCCAUGGGAAGGACUUCAACCACAGCAUCAAAAAGGACAAACCAGUUUCACGAUAGCACAUCUUCACCUGCAUCUGAUCACUCUGAUAGAACCACCCACACACCCUCCAAUGCAAUCCUCUCUCAGCAGUGUGUGUUGGAGCCAGGCUGUGUUUUAGCUGCCGGUGGAACAUUCGAGUUUCUCUUAAAUCAUGCCCUCUUACAACAUGCCCGCUGUCGCUUGGUUUCUAAUGGUACAAAGAUGAGUACCCCUGCUGUUUCCCAGCUCUUGGCAAGUGCUCUCCUGAGUGUCCCACAACAGAUUUACUCCCACAGUGCGCGACACUUCCUACAGAUUCAAACCAGGAUCCUCGGUUUGCUUCCAAAAGAUUCCCACACGUUCAGCCUCCUUUCUAAACAAAAACCCAGCACAAGUCUUGUACAGGCUUGUUGUGCUAGUGAAUUUCCUGCAGCGGGUUGUAAACUAAGCAUGCAUUGUUGUGGAAGGACUGACGUUUUAUCCAAAGCUCUUAUGUUGGACUCGGGCCUUGAAUCUGUCUCUUGCAAAUACCAGCUGCUUCUGGCCGUGCUGCAGUGUGUCAGGAGUGUCCUCCGGGUGGACAUGGUGCUGCACACACACUCUGCCUUGCACACACAGUCACGCAGACCCACAGACGUUUCCUCGGAGGGCUCAGAGGAUGAGGCUGAAGAUUGAGAUUGUAUUGUUUCCCGUGUUAAAAACUAUAAACAUAUUUUUGUCUUGGCACACUGGUGCACUUGGCUGCUACAGUUUAAAGAAAUGUUAUUGCCACAUUAUUUUUUGGUUGUCCCACUGCAAUAUAUUUGUAAUCCAUUACUACAGA